Molecule: messenger RNA, 699 nt
Organism: Rhizoctonia solani
Lineage: Eukaryota; Fungi; Basidiomycota; Agaricomycetes; Cantharellales; Ceratobasidiaceae
Product: RNA recognition motif protein
Exons: 4
Coding region: 1-699 (232 amino acids)
Biological process (GO): mRNA export from nucleus
Cellular component (GO): nucleus
Molecular function (GO): mRNA binding
Source: RefSeq, a predicted model, not a curated record
AUGCACGAAAGCGAACUGGUCAACUUGGGUGGCGGCUAUGCAAGACUACCCCACCAGGAAGGCUCAAAGAUAUAUAUCUCACACUUACCCCCAGAUGUGGACGAUUUGGAUGUGAACCAAUUACUGACCGAGACCAUUGGACCUGUGGUCUACGCUUUUGUAGUGUACGAUGCUCGAGGCAUGACAAAAAUGUCGGCGGUAGCAAGCUUCGUAGAUCCAGAACAUGCGUUCAAAGCGGUUGAACUGUAUAAUGGCAAAGUCAUUGACGGGAAGGAACCUAUUCGAGUCGAACAAAUUGGAAUGAAUCCUAAGUUACGCACUGGACCCCUCAUGAACUCUAGGGACAAUACUUCCGUUGCUAAGGCUGGGACUGUUGGGCAGGGGGCGAAGUCUCUUAUCGACCGCGUUACUCAAGCGCCCAAACCCCCAGCAUCGCUCCUUAAUCGUGUUUCUGCACGCCCUGCUCCCCUCUUUCCGACACCUGUUACUACUAACGAUAGCGUCAAGAAACUUCCGGACCGAAUACAGCCAAUUUCUACCACCACAAACGGCGCUGCUCAUGCUCACCCGCCUCCAAAGCUCAAACGCGUGAAGAAGGGGCCAAAACGGCUACAAAAGUUUGCGCAACUCCAGCAAUUAGAACAAGAAAUGGAUCAGUACAGGAGCUCUGCUCCUACUGGACUUGGUUUGCGUGGAUAA